AUGCCUUUCCAAGACAGACUGCCUUGCCAAGACGGACUGCCUUUCCAAGACGGACUGCCUCGCCUUUCCAAGACGGACUGCCUUUCCAAGACGGACUGCCGUUCCAAGACGGACUGCCGUUCCAAGACGGACUGCCUUUCCAAGUCGGACUGCCUUACCAAGUCGGACUGCCUUUCCAAGACGGACUGCCUUACCAAGUCGGACUGCCUUUCCAAGACGGACUGCCUUUCCAAGACGGACUGCCUUGCCAAGACGGACUGCCUUUCCAAGACGGACUGCCCUUCCAAGACAAACUGCCCUUCCAAGACGGACCGCCUUUCCAAGACGGACUGCCUUACCAAGUCGGACUGCCUUUCCAAGACGGACUGCCUUUCCAAGACAGACUGCCUUGCCAAGACGGACUGCCUUUCCAAGACGGACUGCCUCGCCUUUCCAAGACGGACUGCCUUUCCAAGACGGACUGCCUCGGACUGCCUUUCCAAGACGGACUGCCUUACCAAGUCGGACUGCCUUUCCAAGACGGACUGCCUUUCCAAGACGGACUGCCUUGCCAAGACGGACUGCCUUUCCAAGACGGACUGCCCUUCCAAGACGGACUGCCCUUCCAAGACGGACCGCCUUUCCAAGACGGACUGCCCUUCCAAGUCGGACUGCCUUUCCAAGACGGACCGCCUUUCCAAGACAGACUGCCUUGCCAAGACGGACUGCCUUUCCAAGACGGACCGCCUUUCCAAGACGGACUGCCUUGCCAAGACGGACUGCCUUUCCAAGACGGACUGCCUUUCCAAGACGGACUGCCUUUCCAAGACGGACUGCCUUUCCAAGACGGACUGCCUUUCCAAGACGGACUGCCUUUCCAAGACGGACUGCCGUUCCAAGACGGACUGCCUUUCCAAGACAGACUGCCUUUCCAAGACGGACUGCAUUUCCAAGACGGACUGCCUUUCCAAGACGGACAAGACUGGGGCCUACCAGUGA
This is a messenger RNA of Closterium sp. Naga37s-1, 978 nucleotides long. NCBI's taxonomy places the organism in Eukaryota, Viridiplantae, Streptophyta, Zygnematophyceae, Desmidiales, Closteriaceae. The record is from the annotation of a GenBank genome assembly.